Messenger RNA from Vombatus ursinus (common wombat), 657 nucleotides. Its product is annotated as proline-rich protein HaeIII subfamily 1-like. The record is from RefSeq and is a predicted model, not a curated record. NCBI's taxonomy places the organism in Eukaryota, Metazoa, Chordata, Mammalia, Diprotodontia, Vombatidae. Bases 1 to 657 code for a protein of 218 amino acids. The transcript is spliced from 2 exons.
AUGGCGGCCCGCGGCGGAGGCGGAGGGCGCGGGCCUAGCCGCGGCCGCCCGGCCCGGCCUCGGCCCCGCUGGCCUGGCCCCCGGCCUCGCUCCGUUCGGUCCGCGCGCCCGACUCCGGCGGCGCAGGAGGAGCCGCCGAGGCAGCGCUCCCAGACCGACCCCACAGCCGCCCGGAGGGAGGAGGGAGAGACUGCGGGAGGGAGGGAGCGAGCCAGGGAGCCCAGGGCCCCGCCCCGCCCGGGGGCCCGCCCCGCACCCCCCAGGCUCCGCCCCCGGAGCGCCGCCUCUCUGAAGCCGCCGGGCCAGGCCGGCCGGGGAGCGAGCGAGCGAGAGAGGGAACCGAGGACCCCGCCCCGCAUCCCGCGGCCUUGCAGCCCCCGGCUCCGCCCCCAGCUCCGCCCCCGGCGCGCGGCCUCUGAGGCACCCCGGCCGGUCCAGCCUCCAGGGAGCGAGCGAGGGAGCCCGGGGCCCCGCCCCCCCGAGGCCCCGCCCCCGGCGCGCGGCCUCUCUGAAGCCGCCAGGCCCGCCUGGCUGGGGCCCCCAGCGGGGAGGCUGCGUUGUAGCCGCGUUUCCGGGCGGGCCCUGCCCGCUUCGCCCCGCCCCGCCUGGGCGGCCGCGGGGCACCCCGGGGUGCGGGCUGAGAGCUUCGUCACUUAG